Messenger RNA from Leptosia nina, 792 nucleotides. The record is from the annotation of a GenBank genome assembly. Lineage: Eukaryota; Metazoa; Arthropoda; Insecta; Lepidoptera; Pieridae.
AUGGCAGGUUUCCAAAAUCCAAACGAUUACUCGUGGCAACCUCCUGAAAACAGUCAGAAUUACUCAUUUAAUGCUUCCAACACUUUCGGAGAUGCUUCUCAAACAUUGGACUUUCAAACCUUUGCGCCCGAGCAACAAAACUUCUCAUACGAUCAAGGACCAAAUGUGCCUGCUAAUAACAAUCAGUACUACAAUCCUAGUUUGUUUACACCAGCUCCAAUACCAGGGGAGCCAGCUGCAGCGACGUCAGAGUUUGAUGAACCGCCUUUACUGGAUGAAUUAGAAAUUUAUCCAGAUAGAAUUCUUGAAAAGACUUUAGCUGUUCUAAAUCCCUUUCAUGGGCAAUCUAAAGCAGAUGAUGCAAACUUUUUGCUUAGGGAUACUGAUAUUGCUGGCCCAAUAGCUUUCUGCCUAGCCUUAGCUGUCUGUUUAUUUCUUUCUGGAAACAAAGCACAUUUUGGCUAUGUUUAUGGCUUAUCGAUGAUGUCUGUCAUAUUAAUGUAUUUUCUUCUGGCAUUGAUGAGCCGUACUGAAGGUGUUUUUACACUUUUAAGUGUUGCAAGUGUUUUAGGGUAUUGCAUGCUACCCAUGGUAGCGUUAGCUAGUCUCGGGAUAUUCAUCUCGUUAGAGGGAACUGUAGGUUUAUCCUUGUCAGCUAUUGCUGUUAUAUGGUCAGCAUUGUCUGCAAGUAGAUUAUUUGUUACUAUGUCUGGAGAUGCCGAGCAGAGGCCACUGAUAGCAUAUCCUUGUGCUUUAGUCAAUGGAGUAUUUGCGUUAUUAGUUUUGUUUUAA